This is a messenger RNA of Adineta steineri, 2067 nucleotides long. NCBI's taxonomy places the organism in Eukaryota, Metazoa, Rotifera, Eurotatoria, Adinetida, Adinetidae. The record is from the annotation of a GenBank genome assembly.
AUGUUAUCCGAAGGUUGGAAAUGUUUUUGCUGUCCACAAAUAUUAAAAUAUCCUCGACGAAGUGUUGUCGCCCCAAUACAACAUCCUCCAUCCGAACCUGAACCAGCACAACCUCUACCGCAAACACAACACUGUUCACCGCCACUACCACCACGACCAGUUCGACCAAAAAGAAAAAAAUCUGAUAUUACAUUAGCAGCUGUUGUUAUUAUUCAAACGUGGUUUAGACGUCGACGAGCUUUAUAUGAAAUGAGACGAAAAACUGCUUGGACAAUAUAUCAAAAUAUUGAAUAUGCUGGUGAACAAGAUCAGCUUAAACUUUACAAUUUUUUUCUUGAACUUAUGCAAGCUGUUACAACAAAUCCUCAUGAUGCUCAAGUUGUAGCGAAAGUCUUACGUCGAAAUUCUAGUCUAACAGGCUUGGCCGAAGAACUUGAUUUAAAACAUUUAACAACACCCGAAGCUAUUACUGUUGAAUCAUCAUAUCGAGGACCACAUAUCCACACGCCGAUACAUAAGGGACAUUUUGAAGCAUUAAUUCUUGCUUUUCAACGAGGAGAGUUACUUCAUGCUCAUUAUGUGUUAUUAAUAUUACAUGAACUUCGACAUAUUCUUAAACGUUUACCAAAUGUAAAUAUAGUUUCAACUCAUCAGUCAAGAUAUGUUACUGUUGUUGGAGAUUUACAUGGUAGUUUAGCUGAUUUAAUGGUCAUUUUUCAUAAAAACGGUUUACCAUCGAAUGAAAAUCCUUAUAUAUUCAAUGGUGAUAUUGUUGAUCGAGGUUUUCAAAGUAUGGAAGUUUUCCUUUUAAUUAGUGUCGCAGUUAUUGUUUACCCAAAUAAUGUUUAUUUGAAUCGAGGAAAUCAUGAAGAUCAUGUUUUAAAUUUAAGAUAUGGUUUCAUGAAAGAAAUUAUAUAUAAAUACAAAUCACAUGCAACAAGACUUUUACGUUUAUUCGAAAAUAUUUAUAGUUGGUUACCAAUUGCAAGUCUUAUUGAUGAUCAUAUAUUUGUUGCACAUGGUGGAAUAAGUGAUAUAACUGAUUUAAAUAAAAUCAAUGAAAUCAAACGUCAAAAGUAUAUAUCUGUAUUAAGUCCAAAUUUUAUUAUACCAGCAAAUGAAGAUCAAUUUCAAAUUAGUAGUAUUUCAGAUGAGGUAUUACUUGAAUGGAGACAAAUACUUGAUUUAUUAUGGAGUGAUCCAAAACAGGCAGAUGGGUGUGAACCGAAUACUUAUCGUGGUGGAGGAUGUUAUUGGGGUCCUGAUGUAACAGAAAAAAUCUUACAAAAACAUAAUUGGACUUUACUUAUUCGUUCACAUGAAUGUAAAGAAGAAGGCUUUGGUUAUAGUCAUGAUAAAAAGGUGCUAACUAUUUUUUCGGCAUCAAAUUAUUACGCAGUGGGUAGUAAUCGAGGUGCCUAUGUAAAAAUAAUAACUAAUCAACCACCAAUAAUUAUUCAAUUCAUGGCAACUAGAGCUACACAUAAAACAUUAACUUUAUGGGAAAGAGUAUCUUAUGUUGAAGACCAAGCAAUUCAAAAUUUAGCAGAAAAAUUUAGUGUCAAUAAAAGUCGAUUAAUGAAAGAAUUUGCCCUUGUAGAUCCGGGAAAUACAGGUCGUAUAUCUGUCAAUGCUUGGUGUGAUAUUGUUUCACAUGUUCUUGAUUUACAACUACCAUGGCGAACACUUAGAGCACGUCUUGUUGAUACUGAUAUCAGUGGAAUGGUUAUAUAUGAAUCAACAUUUCGUUCGAAAGAAUUACGUUUUACAUCGAAUAUUUCCACAAAUGCAAGACGUGAAAGUCUUUGUCAAGCUAUUUAUCGAAAUAAAGAUCUACUUGAAACAGUCUUUCGAGCUAUUGAUAAAGAUAACUCAGGUGUUAUUUCAAUGCAAGAAUUUACUGAAGUCUGUUCAUUUCUUGGUAAACAUAAUGGAUCAAAAUUAGAUGAGAAGCAAAUUAUGGAUUUAGCCGCUAGUAUUGAUCUUAAUAAGAAUGGUGUUAUUGAUUUUAAUGAAUUUCUUGAAGCUUUUCGUAUUGUUGAUGUUGGUGAUCGUUUUCAAAAUUGA